Molecule: messenger RNA, 2823 nt
Organism: Strongylocentrotus purpuratus (purple sea urchin)
Lineage: Eukaryota; Metazoa; Echinodermata; Echinoidea; Camarodonta; Strongylocentrotidae
Product: slit homolog 2 protein-like
Exons: 2
Coding region: 1-2823 (940 amino acids)
Biological process (GO): signal transduction
Molecular function (GO): protein binding
Source: RefSeq, a predicted model, not a curated record
AUGGCAUUCAUACGACGAGCACCUCUUCUACGCUGUCUGCCAUUGGUUGUAUUGUGUAUUCUAACCCCGACGCUCAUCCAAACCAUACACCAAGAUGCCAUGCUUACUUCUUCUAUGAUAUGUGAUUAUAAUGUCGAGCAGAAGAAAGCUGAUUGCCAUGAUCUUGGGUUGGACUCCAUCCCUCAGAAUCUUCCAAACGAUAUUAAAGAACUGGACGUCGGGUCCAACAAUAUCACUUUCAUCUUUAAUUCUUCUUUCAAGAGAUACCCUUUGAUCCAGGUAUUGUAUCUUAAAUCAAACGACAUUAGAAUGAUAGAAUCUGCAUCCUUUCACCCUCUAAAGGAAUUGAAUCACUUAGACCUAUCAUACAACCUUCAUCUUGUUCUCCCAGCUACAGACCUGUUCAGGGGGUCUAAGAACCUGUCCAUACUGGAUCUGAUAUGUUCGAAUCUGAAACUGCUUCCAAACGACACUCUGAAAUGGAGCCCGUCUGUGGAGUCUAUACACCUUAGCUUCAACGAUCUCACUUUCGUUAACAUGAGCCUUUGUGGCAGAGUAAAGAACAUCGACUUGUCAUAUAAUAGAAUCAAGCAUCUCACGGCAGAAUCUUUCAUGUUUGGAUGUCAAAUUGGUUAUGUGAAUCUGAUAGGGAAUCGUAUUAAUUUAGUAGACCCGAACGUUAUUGCAUCGUUGCGUGUCCGAUCACUGGUCCUUGGGUACAAACCUUUGACACUUGAGAUACUGAAGGAUAUUUUUCGCGGGAUCUGUCACUCUGAAAUAGUGGAGCUCACUAUAGGUUAUACCGAUAUCACAGUCUUGCCACGAGAUUUCUUUGGUCACUUACAUAAUUGCUCUCUUUCUGUGCUUAGAUUAACACUGAACCAGGUACAAUCUCUCUCUCCGUACGUGUUCUCAAACCUGACAAGACUCGUGAAACUUGAUCUAUCGCACAACGAAAUCCCAUCUCUCUCUCCAUACGUGUUCUCAAACCUGACAAGACUCGUGGAACUUGAUCUAUCAUACAACGAAAUCAAAUCCCUCUCUCCAUACGUGUUCUCAAACCUGACAAGACUCGUGGAACUUGAUCUAUCAUCAAACGACAUCGUCUCUAUUGAACCGGUAUUCUUUCAAGGCAUGCGGGAGUUAAAAGUUUUGAACUUAAACUACAAUCAAAUAAAAUAUAUAAACCCAAAUACUGACGAAUGGGCACUUGACUUGAAUGAGUUGCACUUACGCUUUAAUUCUUUGACAGAAAUCUCAAAAUUUGCAUUUUUCGGUUUGCGAAAUCUAACGCUGUUAGAUCUGAGCUUGAACGACCUUAUUGCCCUGGAAAUCACGUCGUUUUCGAAACUGACGGGAAUUCAAACCAUCGCCAUGAACAACAUGUAUUGCAGUAUUGGGUAUUUUUACCUGGUAGCCCCGAACUUAACGACCCUUUUCAUGAAUAACAUGAAAAGCCUAGUGCUCGCUAUGCGACCUGGAAUAGCCUUAAAAGAUUUACAAGGCCUUGUAGAUUUGGAAAUAUGUAAUUCGGGGCUGGCGAUAUUUAAUCUCUGGGAUAGAAUCCUGAAUGUCUCUCUUUUUGACGGAUUGUCAAAUCUUAUUAAUUUGAAUCUGAGCCAAAAUUAUUUAAACCAUCACAUUCCAUCUGAAUUUCCAGCUAGGAUCUUCGAACAACUCUCUGCUCUUCAGAACCUUAGUUUAGAAGCCUGUCAUAUUUCAUGCCUUAAUCCAUUAGCUUUUAAGGGAUUGGAAUCGCUUCGGGUGCUAAAUUUACGUGGAAACAUAAUUCAACAACUUAAUUUUGAUAUAUUCAAAAUGUUAGAUCAAGUGACAUUUAUCGAUCUUGGUGAUAACCUUUUGGCAUACCUCGGUGAGCAACUAUUUUCGAACAAUCCCAGACUGACUACUCUUUUGCUAUCAAACAAUAGAUUAACCCGUCUCAACCAAACGACAUUUGAACCAAUAGAAUCUUCGCUUCUAUCUCUCGAUUUGUCAUUGAAUCCUAUCAGCUGUAACUGCGAUCUUCGAUGGUUCCGCGAUUGGAUGAGUGGACAUCUUGACGUCAUUGACGAGAACAGAACAGUCUGUUCGUCGGCAUCUUUAGAGCCUCUUCGCGAGAAACUUUUACUUGAUUUUGAUCCCAAUACACUUUGUGGACUUAACAUUGCUCUUGUAUGCUUGACUCCUCUCGCCGGCAUUUUCUUGGUUGUCAUCGUCGUAGUCCUUUAUCGCAAACGAUGGCAGUUGAAGUACAAACUCUUUCUCAUGAAACUAAUGGUAAUUGGAUAUAAAGAGAUGAGAGACGCCAGGGACCUCAACGACUACGAAGACGCUCGGGUCCACAACGACUACGAGUUUGACUUGAAUAUCAUCUUCUACGACGACGACGAAGAAUGGGUUCGUCAACAACUCCAACCAGCUCUGGAAGAACGGCUUCCGCAGUUCCAGAGGAAUGUCUGUGGUGAUCAAGACCUAAUCCUUGGUAUGCACUAUCUGGACGCCGUCGACUACGUGGUGAGCCAUAGUUACAAAACCAUCAUUCUACUCAGCAGAGCCGCCGUGCACGAUCGCUGGUUUAUGCUCAAAUUCCGCACCGCCAUGGACCAUGUAAGCGACACCCAGACCGAAUUCGUAGUCGUGGUCUUUCUCGAAGACUUCCCUGACGAGGAGCUACCAUUCUUGGCAAGGUUAUAUUUAAGUGACGGCAAACCCUACCUACAUUGGACUGAGGACGUGAGAGGACACGAUUUUUUCUGGAAUAAACUGGUGAAAAAUCUCACCAUUAAUCUUAGGACUAAUGACUUGAUCCCCAACGAGUAG